UGCACGCAGCAUCAAUAAUAGAGCAGCGGCAUACGACUUGAUCUGUUGCCAUUUGUAACGAGUACCGAGCCAAGUGCCAUUGCGCACUUACGAGAGUUUUUUAAUUAUGCAGGGAAAAAUAAUCUUUUAAGAAUAUAUAGUAAUUAAGAAUUAGUUUAUUACCUGUUACUUUUUUAUGUGCAUAUGAAUUUCAACAUGACUCGUCUACUUAGAAAACAUUUUCCAAAAAAUCGUUAAAUAUUUUUUCCACAUAAAAUUACUUAUCAAUCAUUUUUAUUUAGGUUUUGAUAUUUUUAAGUUUUUGAGCUGAUAUACCUUAUAGUAAAACGCCAUCAUGAGAACCAGAAGUAAUUCAGGGGUUCGCUUGGAGUAUUACCAGCGGAUAGUCCACAAAAUUAUUAUGGAUCAUCAAAAUCCAGUGACAGGAUUAUUUCCUGCUAGUCAAGAGAAUAAUCAUGCUUGGAUUCGAGACAAUGUUUAUACUAUUUUGGCCGUUUGGGGAUUAUCUAUGGCAUAUAAAAAGACUGCUGAUGCAGAUGAAGACAGAGCCAAAACAUAUGAGUUAGAGCAAAGCUGUGUCAAACUUAUGAGAGGUUUACUAAUGGCUAUGAUGCAGCAAAAAGAAAAAGUAGAAAAAUUCAAGUCCACGCAAAAUCCUCUAGAUGCACUGCACGCAAAGUAUAGCUCUGUAACUGGACAAACUGUAGUUGGAGAUAAUGAAUGGGGACAUCUACAAAUUGAUUCCAUUUCUUUGUAUCUAUUAAUUUUAGCACAAAUGACAGCUUCUGGAUUACAAAUUGUUUUUAAUUUGGAUGAAGUAGCUUUUAUUCAAAAUUUAGUAUUUUACAUUGAAUCCGCAUACUGCACACCUGAUUAUGGAAUAUGGGAGAGAGGUGACAAGACAAAUCAUGGUCAACCUGAACUCAAUGCUAGCAGUAUAGGUAUGGCAAAAGCUGCCAUGGAAGCAAUGAACGAAUUGGAUUUAUUUGGAGCUAGAGGAGGUCCAACUUCAGUCAUUCAUAUACUAGCUGAUGAAGCUCAAAAAUGUCAAGCCGUUUUACAGUCAAUGCUCCCCAGAGAAUCCAAUUCUAAAGAGCUUGAUAGUGGUUUAUUAUCCAUUAUUAGUUUUCCUGCUUUUGCUGUAGAUGAACCAUUUCUUAUAAAACUCACAAGGGAAGCAAUUACAAAAAAAUUGCAAGGAAAAUAUGGCUGUAAAAGAUUCUUAAGAGAUGGUUACCGCACACCAAAGGAAGACCCAAAUAGGUUGUAUUAUGAACCAUGGGAAUUGAGAAUGUUUGAAAGUAUUGAGUGUGAAUGGCCAUUGUUUUUUUGUUAUUUAAUAUUAGAUUACUGCUUUCAAGGCAAUCAAAAAUUAAUUGAUUACUAUUCAAAAUUAUUGGAACAAGUUACUAUAAAAACUGAGGAUGGUAUAAGAUUAGUGCCUGAACUCUAUGCUGUGAGUUCAUCCACAGUUGCAGCUGAAUAUGCAUUGCCUGGUAGUCAACAAAGAGAAGCUUUAGGUAGAACACCCUUUAUGUGGGCUCAAUCUCUUUAUAUAUUAGGAAAAUUACUUCAAGAGGGCUUCCUGGCUGUUGGAGAGUUGGAUCCCUUGAAUCGGCGUUUGUGUAGUGAAAAGAAACCUGACGUAGUUGUGCAAGUAGUCAUUCUUGCUGAGGAUGCUGAAAUUCGUGAAAAAAUAGCUCAACAUGAUAUUCAUGUACAAACAAUUGCUGAAGUUGCACCAAUUGAAGUACAACCGGCUAAAGUUUUGAGUCAUCUAUAUACAUAUUUAGGUCGGAAUAAAAAAUUGGGGCUAUCUGGAAGAAAAUCGAGAGAUGUCGGUAUUCUUAGUACCAGUAAAUUAUAUUCACUUCACGAUCGAAUUUUCGCUUUCACACCACAGAACAUCGACAUCGAGGACUAUUACACGUCGAACGAUGCAUUUUUUCUCGCCGAUACUUUCACGACGAAUUUGGCGUUUCUCACCAUCAACUGGAAGCACAUGCUGGGUAGACCAACCGUAACUCUAGUCGCAGCUAACAGUUACCUCGAUCAAGGAAAAAUUCCGCUGGCAAUGAUAACUACGAUGAAAAAACUCAAGAGCGGAUACAUCAAUGGCACACGAGUGUCUUUAGGCAAUCUCAAUGACUUCCUAAGUACUUCGUGCAUCACUAAUCUGAGUUUUUUGGGUAGUUCCGAAGACGGACGACCCGAUCGAUUGAACUCACAGGUACAACAAUAUCUGGACGAGCACUUGAUGAAAUCGUUCCCUGCGAGAUCAAGUUUUCUUACGCGGACUACUGCACAGCCCGGCAGAAGCGUACGACGCCGAAUGUCCGUUAAAGGAGCCAUAAAAAAGACGAGAUCUAUCGCGGUUGAACCUACAGAAAUUCCCAUCGUAUUGCAAGAACCCGAGAUCCUCGGCAUGGCCGGGGAAGAUCGUCGUCCGUCCACCGUGCUCUCCGCCAAUCCAUUCAUCAAAGUCACGGACACGAGUCUGUCGCCAUCUUCGCUGAGCGAGUCGAAAUCGUCGGCGUCGGUCGAUCGCUCACCGUCGCCGGUCGACGACCUGCUGAGCGCCUGGAGGCCUCACUCGCCGAAACCACGACAUCGCAUGAAUUCCGAAACGCAGUACGCCAACACGGAAGUCGAGGAACUCAUGACCAUGCUGAGAGAAACGGAAAAUUUGGAAGAGCAAGGAGACAUACUGCAGUAUCUCGUGGAUUCGCAAGGACUACAAUUCGACACGGGCAUGACGGAGGACGAGCACCCGGUCCUGGUGAAGGAUCUGCUCAAAGGCCUGUACGAGAAGGCGUGCCAGCAAAAGAUGUGGGGCCUCGUGCGUCACACGGCCGGAAUGUUGGGCAAACGAGUCGAGGACCUCGCCAAAGCCGUCACGGACUUGCUGGUCAGACAGAAGCAAGUGACGGUUGGCAUGCCACCGCAAAACGAGCACACGAUCGUCGCACCUCUGCCGGAGAACGAACUGCGCUCCUUGAUACAUCAAGCCUACGGCGACGACGAGUCCACGGCUAUGCUCACCCAAGAGUUGCUCGUUUACUUGGCCAUGUUCAUCCGCACCGAGCCGCCACUCUUUCACGAGAUGUUGAGGCUCAGGGUCGGAUUGAUCAUUCAAGUUAUGGCUACUGAACUUUCCAGGACACUUAUAUGCACCGGUGAAGAGGCCUCCGAACAUCUUUUGAAUUUAUCACCCUUCGAGAUGAAAAAUUUACUUCAUCAUAUAAUGAGUGGAAAAGAGUUUGCCAUCAGCAGUGUUGGAAGGGGUAAUUUUUCGGUCGUUAGUUACAAAUCGAGUCGCGUCAGUAAGAAAUCGCAAAUUGGAGGGUUCUUGAGUCCCGAUCAAGAAAAUGUCGAAAUGGAGCCGGAUAGACAAGGUCAAUGGCUUAGACGUCGACGUUUAGACGGAGCUUUGAAUCGCGUCCCUCGCGAUUUUUAUUCACGCGUUUGGCAUGUUCUUGAAAGAUGUCAAGGUUUGGCAAUCGAAGGAAAAAUUCUGGCACAAAAUCUUACACAAGAAAUGACUUCUGGAGAAUUGAAAUUCGCUCUAGCUGUAGAAACUGUAUUAAAUACUAUACCACAACCAGAAUAUCGUCAACUUAUCGUUGAAGCAAUGAUGGUACUGACAUUAGUGACAGAGUAUAAUGUUGCUUCAGAAUUAGGCGGUCUCAUAGCCGUCGAACAUUUGGUACAUAAAGCUAAUGCCAUGUUUUUAGAAGAUCAAAUAAAAGUCGAUGGAGAUGCCACGCUUUGCUGCGCCAAAUCUAGAGAACACAGAGAAACUACAGCCAUGGGCACUUUGCUUUGUGGAGGAGCUGCUUAUGUAUGUCAACAUUUUUACGAUUCUGCACCAAGUGGGAGUUUUGGAACUAUGACAUACAUAACAAGAGCUGUUGCUUGUUUGUUAAAUUGUUUGCCAAAGGAUGGCGAUUUAGAAUGUUCAGUAUCUUAA
This is a messenger RNA of Trichogramma pretiosum, 3970 nucleotides long. RefSeq names its product probable phosphorylase b kinase regulatory subunit alpha. NCBI's taxonomy places the organism in Eukaryota, Metazoa, Arthropoda, Insecta, Hymenoptera, Trichogrammatidae. Gene Ontology annotation, biological process: glycogen metabolic process. The transcript has 15 exons. Gene Ontology annotation, cellular component: phosphorylase kinase complex. Bases 335 to 3970 code for a protein of 1211 amino acids. Gene Ontology annotation, molecular function: calmodulin binding. The record is from RefSeq and is a predicted model, not a curated record.